Messenger RNA from Sceloporus undulatus (fence lizard), 1721 nucleotides. Its product is annotated as A-kinase anchor protein 7-like. Gene Ontology annotation, cellular component: cytosol. The record is from RefSeq and is a predicted model, not a curated record. The transcript is spliced from 5 exons. Gene Ontology annotation, molecular function: protein kinase A regulatory subunit binding. The coding region runs from base 50 to 982 and encodes 310 amino acids. Lineage: Eukaryota; Metazoa; Chordata; Lepidosauria; Squamata; Phrynosomatidae.
AUUUCAAAAGAAAUUGCUUAAUGACAACCAAGAUGCAGAACCAACCAAAAUGUUACAUAUUCAUUUGUUGAAUUCAAAUGAAGUAGACUUGAAAGAAACUAUCACCAGUCUGCAGCAUGAAAAGGGAAGUGUUGAUGAGAAUGCCACUGGUCAGCAACAACCAAGUUCAGACAAAAGAGUGCAUAUGGUAAUGGCAGAAGAGAAGGUUCAUGAGGAACAAGCAGGAUCUAAGAAAUAUAGAAAGGAUGUGCCUAAUUAUUUUGUUGCAAUCCCAGUAACAAGUGAGCAGAUUUUAGAUAAAAUUGAAGAUGUCCAAGAGCUUAUAUUCACUAAAGAGCCUAAGCUGUUGAAAGCAUUGAUUCCAGUCCAAACUAUGCAUCUAACCAUUAUUGCAGCUCAUUUGAGAACAGAUGAAGAUGUGAAAAGGGCUGUUUCUGCUCUAGAGCACAGCAAGGCCAAAGUGCAAACUCUGUUGCAGGGGAAACUCUUUAGCAUGACAUUUCAGGGGAUUGGCCAGUUUAACAACCAAGUGGUCUAUGUUAAAAUGUCAGAGGAUGAACAGCAAAUGCUAAGCAAAAUUGCAGAAGCCGUGGAGAGCUCUUUUAUGGAAAUGAAUGUAGACAUCACAGCCAGCAACGACUUCAGACCACACCUGACAUUUCUGAAACUGUCUAAAGCACCUGCAUUGAGGAGGAAGGGCUUCAGAAAAAUUCAUGAAGACCUUUAUACAGAGUAUGAAGAAAGCCCUUUUGGCACAGAGAUCUUAAACAGAAUUGAUCUCUGUGCCAUGCAUAAAAAGAAGCAGGAUUCUGGUUACUACCACUGUGAACAUUCAAUUUGUGUAGGACCUUCAAGUUCAGAAGAUAAUGAGGAUAAGGAAGAGCCAGGUGAUGAUCCCAGAGAGGAAGUUCAUUGUGUGUCUCUUUCAGACCACACUAAAGCAAAUUGUGGACGCAAAGAUUCUGCAUCUCAAAAUCAUUAAGAGAUAGAUGGAAAUGUUGAGGAGGUUUCUUCAGCCACAAGGGUAAGCAAAUAAUAAUAUUAAUAAUAAAAUUGACAUGCGCAUGAGAGAUACAAAAACUAGAGCCAAAGAUGAAACUUUCACCGGAGACGGAAUGGAACUGUUGCCAGCAAAUCCAGAAGCAUGAAAGACAAAGGGGAAAACAGCAAUGACAGAUGGUCACUCGGGAGAAGUUGGAGCAAGUAAAAGCUCUUCAGAAGCUAGCUAUUAAUGCACAAGGGUACAAAAUGUUCCUCAACUAGAAGCAGAUGCAAACUGCCACCAAUGCUGUCAAUCAGUGCAAAAACAUUGUGAAGUACGUAUUUGACAAUAUUGCAACAGAAGAAGAAGAAAAACCCAGAUACUGGUGUGCCCACCAUUAAUACAGAUUUUGGUUUGUAAGCAUGUAGAAAAAUGGUUGUCAUAUUCAAAACAUAUGAGUGAUAGGCACAUGUUUAAAAGCCCAAUCACUGGUACCAUGUAUUAAAGCAUCUUGUUAAAGCAUCAUGGUUGACUGAGUUUAUUUUGAUAUAUUAGUGGCUUAAUUUUAAGGAGAUGUAUACUUUGUAAAGGAAAAGCUUUGUUGUUAGGAUCAUCUGAUCUUUAAAUUAAGGAAAGAAAUGCUUGAUUUAGAAAUGUCAGUAUUGCAUGGAAAUGGUGUGUUAACCGCAGAGGAUAAAAUAGUAAUUGAAAAUACUGGAUUCUUAAAAUAAUUUGUUCA